This is a messenger RNA of Glycine soja, 679 nucleotides long. Its product is annotated as polcalcin Phl p 7-like. The transcript has a single exon. Bases 34 to 279 code for a protein of 81 amino acids. The record is from RefSeq and is a predicted model, not a curated record. Gene Ontology annotation, molecular function: calcium ion binding. Lineage: Eukaryota; Viridiplantae; Streptophyta; Magnoliopsida; Fabales; Fabaceae.
ACAUGACAUUCAAUUCUUCUGGUGAAAAAAAUUAUGGGUAGUGAAAGGGAAGAGUGUGAACGCGUUUUCAAGCGCUUUGAUGUGAAUGGCGAUGGCAAUAUCUCCUUGUCUGAGUUUGCAGAUGCUCUCAAAGUGCUAGGCUUAACUUCACAGGAGGAAGUUGAGCGUCGAAUGGCAGAGAUUGAUAAAGACGGUGAUGGACACAUUACACUUAAUGAGUUGAUUGAAUUUCAUACUGCCAACCCUAGCUUGAUGAAGGAUGUCUUGAAGAAACUCUAAUUCCUUUCAUUCUUAUCAUGAAAUCAUAUUUCUAUAUAUCAUUACAUAUAUCUUUUGAUAUUUAAGAAUUGUUUUGGUUUAUUUUGUGGGGGAUUCAUGAGGGCUUCUCCUUUGGUUGCUAUGAGAAGGUAGUGUGCCUCAAGCUCCAUCAUCAUCCUCAUCAUGCACCAUUCCAAAUUCUUCGUUGUUUUUAGUUUAUCUUUUAAAAAGUUACACCAAGUCCCUGUUAGUCUCACCUUUGGACAAACCUUUAAAGACACUUGUGGAUGUGCUUUUCAAGGUUUCUUUUCCUUUUAGCAGGAUAUUACUCGUAUAUUUGUUGUUCUAUGUAUGUUCUUUGGAUGAAAAUAAUAAAAUGUGAUUAAAGGUAUUUUCAUUUUUAUUUAAAUUAUAUUUUUUA